Molecule: messenger RNA, 1125 nt
Organism: Penicillium odoratum
Lineage: Eukaryota; Fungi; Ascomycota; Eurotiomycetes; Eurotiales; Aspergillaceae
Gene: alkA
Product: DNA-3-methyladenine glycosylase II
Exons: 2
Coding region: 1-1125 (374 amino acids)
Biological process (GO): base-excision repair, AP site formation; base-excision repair; DNA alkylation repair
Cellular component (GO): protein-DNA complex; nucleus
Molecular function (GO): DNA-7-methylguanine glycosylase activity; DNA-3-methyladenine glycosylase activity; alkylated DNA binding
Source: RefSeq, a predicted model, not a curated record
AUGUCACUCAGGCGUUCAGCCCGAUUGGGCGCCAUCCCAACAAUCAAAGCGCCAGCGCAGAGCUCUCCACCUAAAAUGACCAGGGUGCACAACAAUGCAGUCAACAAGCCGCGCAAGGCUUCCACAACCAAGAAAGCAGCUUCAAAAGCAACUGUCGCGGCACCCACAAAGUCCGGAAGCUCAUACUGGUCCCCAGAACCGCCAUCCAUCAACGACUCGACACAAAACCCAGCCCAUAAUCCCGCUACUAACCCCCCCGCGAACAGCAGACUUCACACACCACCCCCUCUCGACCGCCCAGUCGACCCCCACCGAACAAACGCAACUCUCCUUACACCCCAUGGCUCCUCUGUCUCGGCUUACCCAUCCCACGCAGAAGAUGCCUCGCCUUCAAAGACAGGACUCCCCCGCCCAGCCGCUACAACAGGCACCCUGCUCGAACAAGCAGUCGCGCAUCUAAUCGCCGCAGACCCCCGUCUUUCAACUGUCAUAGAAAAGAAUCCAUGCCCACUAUUCUCGCCUGAGGGCCUUGCGGAGAAAAUCGACCCCUUCAACAGCCUGACGAGCAGUAUCAUUGGACAACAAGUCUCCGGCGCCGCAGCGAAGUCCAUCCGCAAUAAAUUCCUAGCGCUGUUUCAGAUCGACCAUGCUGAUGGCAAGCGUUCGUCUUUUCCUUUGCCAGAGGAUGUUGCAAAAUGCGAUAUUGCGACAUUGCGGACAGCGGGGCUUUCUCAGCGCAAAGCGGAGUACAUACAGGGUCUGGCUGAGAAGUUUGCGAAUGGGGAACUCAGUGCGACAAUGUUGGCGAGGGCUAGUGAUGAGGAACUUGUUGAGAAGUUGAUAGCUGUGCGCGGGCUGGGGAAGUGGUCUGUGGAGAUGUUUGCGGUUUUUGCGCUGAAGCGAACCGAUGUCUUUUCGACCGGGGAUCUGGGGGUGCAACGGGGAUGUGCGGCAUUCGUGGGUCGAGAUGUAAGUAAGUUGAAAGGCAAGGGUGGUGGUAAGUUCAAGUAUAUGGCGGAAAAAGACAUGAUAGAAUUGGCUGCCAAGUUCGCACCUUAUAGAAGCCUAUUUAUGUGGUACAUGUGGCGGAUUGAGGAUGUUGAUGUGGCUGUUCUUACUGGGUGA